GACUUUUAGAAGGCUUUUUAAGACGUGGAACCUGUUGGUUGCCCCCAAGAGAGUAGUAAGGACUCCCAAUUGAAGAUGCUCCUAAAUAUCAUAUAUUAUUAUUUUUUUGACAAAAGGCUCUUAAAUAUCAUUGUAGUUUCUCUCGGAAGAAAAAAAAUAAUGGAUAUUAUAUUUGGGUUGUUCUUUUAUUAUUAAGUCAGUUGAAUCCGGAUGAUGGUUAUAUAUUCUAAUCAUCUCAUUAAAGAUCAUUCAACCGCCUGGUAUGGAUCCCUUGAUCAUUGAACCAUCAUACAAGAAGUUUUUGUCUGACUAUAUCUAUGAAGAGAAGAGAACAGUCCCAGUCUCCUUGCGUAUCAGACGAGGAGCCCGAUAGAGUUAGUAGUUUACCAGGCCAUGUAAUAGACCAUAUUCUCUCGAUUUUGCCAAUUAAGGAAGCAGCCAGAACAAGUAUUUUAUCUACCAACUGGAGGUACAAAUGGACCACACUUCCAAAUCUUGUGUUUGAUAAUGAAUGUCUCUCCGAAACUUCUAAAGACCUUUUAGUUAUCAAGAGCAAGCUUUCAAGAAUUAUUGAUCAUGUACUUUUACUCCGUUCUGGACCAAUCAAAAAGUUCAAGCUCUCUCGGGAUCACAUUGAUGUCACUGAUAUUGAUCGGUGGACUCUUUAUCUAACCAGAUGGCAGGUUAAAGAGUUUGUGUUAGAAAUCUGGAAAAACCCAGACCAACGCUAUAAAAUACCUUCAUGGUUAUUUUCUUGUCAAAGUUUGCAUCAUUUAGAAUUAUUAGAAUGCUGGCUUAUACCACCAUCAACAUUUCAAGGUUUCAAGAACUUGAAGAGUCUUGAUCUGCAAUAUGUUACAUUGACUAAAGAUGCUGUUGAAAACUUAAUAUCCAGCUGCCUUAUGCUUGAACGAUUGAUAUUGAUGGAGUGCGAUGGUUUCAAAAAUCUUAAUAUUCAUGCCCCAAAUCUCCAAUAUUUUCUCAUGGAGGGAAAAUUUGAGGAUAUUAGCUUUAAGAACACUUCUCAAUUAGCUGAUGUAUUCAUUAAUCUGUCAGAGAACUUUGAAAGCAAACAAGGUAGAUUGCAUGAACGCUCUAGCAAUUUGGUUGAAUUUUUUAUUCAUCUACCUCAUAUACGCAGCCUGGAGAUUCAGAACUAUUUUUUGAAGUAUUUGGCUUUAGGGGUUGUGCCAGUAGAGCUUCCUACCCGGUGCAUUGAUCUAAGUUAUAUUUCCAUAUGCAUAAACUUCAAUGAUUCAAAGGAGAUUUCAGCUGCUGUUUGCCUGUUCAGAAGCUUACCUAAUCUACGAGAAUUGGAAAUGGUGGCACGAUCUGAGGAGCAACCUGUCCAGAUGACACCCCGUGCCUAUUUGGAUCAGCCAAUCAUGCAAGUGAAGCAUGUGAGAAUAGUUGGUAUCUCUGGUAUCAAAUCUGAGUUAGACUUCAUCAGCUUUCUACUUCUAUCUUUUCUUGUGCUAGAAAAGAUGACUGUGAAACCUGCUUUAAACGUCGGACCGGAGUUGAUGAAAGAACUAUUGCGGAUGAGGAGAGCCUCGCGAGCUCAAGUUAUUUACCUAGACUAGGGAGCUCAAGUAAUGAUUUUUACUAAACUCUUUCCUACGUGUGUGGUAAGCUAGGGAGCUGCAUCCAUGUCUUCUUCAAAGUGUUUCUUUAUAUUGUCCUUGCAUAAAUAAUAUCAUUUGUCAUCUUAAGAUCGAUCUAGCAUAGCACAAUCGAUAAUACCAACAUUAUUAGGGUAGAUAUCUUUUAUGCUGUCUCGAUUUAAACUUGAAAUCUUCCGCAUUGUGUGCGUAUAAGUUUAUAGUAGUGUUGUCACUUUGCCAGCAAACCCAAAAAACAUACUCUUAAAUUAUGAUUUCCCAUUUUCUA
Molecule: messenger RNA, 1890 nt
Organism: Medicago truncatula (barrel medic)
Lineage: Eukaryota; Viridiplantae; Streptophyta; Magnoliopsida; Fabales; Fabaceae
Product: F-box/FBD/LRR-repeat protein At1g13570
Exons: 4
Coding region: 318-1583 (421 amino acids)
Molecular function (GO): protein binding
Source: RefSeq, a predicted model, not a curated record